Ostertagia ostertagi is the source of this 747-nucleotide messenger RNA. NCBI's taxonomy places the organism in Eukaryota, Metazoa, Nematoda, Chromadorea, Rhabditida, Trichostrongylidae. The record is from the annotation of a GenBank genome assembly.
AUGACAAUAGUACUGUUUAUAUUGUCCUUGAUAAUCGCCGUUAAUGGAGACUUGGUCAAUGACACUGACAUAAGUAUGCAGAACAAUGUGCUUGAGACUCCGUAUCCGAAGGCAGAGAUGACCCUAUCACUUGAAGAAAUACUCAAGAAGCUACCAAAGAUGGAGCGCGACGAUGUCGAUAAGAGGGGAUACUCUAUUCCCGAAAUAAAUGAAAGGAGUGGAGUUGACCAGCAGCUUUUCCAGGGCGAUAUCCUUCUCACAAAGUACGUACUGGAGGACGUUGCCGAAGGCGCUGGAGACGAAAUCGAGGAUGCCACCGCGGGGGAAAUCAGCCGCACCAAGCGUCAAGCAGUCAGAGAUCACCGUCUGUUGUGGAAUGGUGGAGUAGUGAACUACUACUUCGACGGUUCUCUUAGCGAGGAUCUCCAGAGGAUUUUCCAGAAAGCAGUGGACUUGUGGCAGAAAGAUUCGUGUGUCAAGUUCGUCUAUAACUCUACAGAAUCGUGCGAUCCCACUAAAAAAGUGUCUUGCGACAUGGGCGGCUUCCCUAACCCACGUGACUGUAGCAAAUGUGUCUGUCCUGGUGGUUAUGGCGGAGACCGAUGCAAUGAAAGACCAAAGGACAAUUGUGGAAGUACAUUAACAGCGUCGCCGAACUGGACCACUUUCACAAAUACUCUAGGGGAUCUGAGUGUUGAUGUCAGAGAGGACUUCACGAACUGUACAUUCUGGAUCGAAGUACGUUAG